AUGGGCUUUAAACAUGCCUUGCUGCAGCGUAGCUACGAAGUGGCGCCGUCGCCAGCUCGCACCACGCCCAACAGCCUUGAGGGGGCGGCCGCCGGUGUAGGGGCAGCGGCGCCAGCGCAGGCGCAUGUCACGGACUUCAGCAUUAGCCGCAUUUUGGGCGGAGAAAAGGAUGUUGUGGCAGCUCCAAAAACUUUGGCCACAUCCGACAUCUUGGAUCUUUCAAAAACGCGCACCACAGCUUUAACCUACUCGGCCAUUACACCCACACUUGCGUAUCCAAAUCCCAUGCUGACCCACGAUUUUCUGGCCAUGGCCAAUGCCACCAAAUUCUAUGCGCAGUUUUUUCCUCAUCUACUGCCUGCCUAUGCGGCUGCAGCGGCCGCCGCAGGACUCAGCACCCCGCCCACGUCGCCGUAUCAGCAGAAACGCUACUUCGCGCCCUACAUCAUCAAUAAUCAGCGCACCAAGUCAGGCCCACCCACCAAUCUUGCCUCCAGCGUUGCCUGCACCCGCCCCGAUUGCAUCGAAUGCCUGGAAUAUUACAAACAGUAUGGGGUUGGCUAUAAGGCCACGCCUAUGAUAUCGCCCGCCGCCUCCUCAGUCAGCUCGAAUAGCUCUCGACCAGGCAGGGAUCUGAUGCUGAGCGCUGCCGCCGCCACCAACAUCUCGCUAACCACCGUGACAAAUCUGAGCCUCAGCUCCAAUCAUGGCUUGGUGGCACAGCCGACGGCUGCCGCCAUGGCCAAGGCAGUCGGUGGUGUGACGAGUUCCGUCGGCUUUGGGAUCAGCAGCAGUGGCGUCAGAGCCGCCGUCGCCGCCGAGGAGAUCAGCUACAAGUGCCGUAUUUGCGACAAGGUUUUCGGCUGCUCUGAAACUUUGCAGGCGCACGAGAAGACGCACAAAUCACCACGCUACGAGUGCACGGACUGCGGCAAAGGGUUUUCCCAGCUGCGCAACUACAAGUAUCAUCUGUCCGUGCAUCGCGGCACCAAGGAGUUUGCUGCAGAGUGUCCCGAAUGCGGCAAGACCUUCAACGACAAGGGCUAUCUGAGCAGUCACAUGAAGAUCCAUCGCAAUCGCAAGGAAUAUGAGUGCCCCUAUUGCCCCAAGUCCUUCAACCAGCGCGUUGCCUUCAACAUGCACGUGCGCAUACAUACGGGCGUUAAGCCGCACAAGUGUGCGGAAUGUGGCAAGCGUUUCUCCCGCAAGAUGCUGCUCAAACAGCACAUGCGCACCCACAGCGGCGAGAAACCGUAUCAGUGCUCUGUGUGUGGCAAGUCCUUUGCCGAUCGCAGCAACAUGACAUUGCAUCAUCGCCUGCACUCGGGCAUUAAGCCCUUCAGCUGCCCCCUCUGUCCGAAGGCCUUUACCAAGAAGCAUCACCUGAAGACACAUCUUAAUUACCACACUGGCUGCAAACCGUAUGUCUGUCCACAUCCGAAUUGCAAUCAGGCCUUCACGCAAUCCAGCAACAUGCGCACACAUGCCAAGAAAUGUCAGUACAGACCGUUAGACGGAGCGCCAGCAUUUCCGGCAACAGUCACAGCCACAGCUGCAGCAACGGCAACGGCAACUACAACAGCAUCAACAACGAUGGCAGCCAAACCACAGCCACUGGCAUUGGCCAUGGCCACAACGACCCCGUCUCCAUAUGGGAUGCCAGCGGCCGCAGCAUUUCCGCCGGCCCAGCAAACGUUGCUGAGCAACUUGCGACCGUUCUAAGCCAAAUUCCGUUCACAGUGAACCCUCAAUAUUGUCCCACGCCUUAACGCAUUAAGAAUUUUGAGU
Scaptodrosophila lebanonensis is the source of this 1788-nucleotide messenger RNA. RefSeq names its product zinc finger protein 250. The record is from RefSeq and is a predicted model, not a curated record. The coding region runs from base 1 to 1722 and encodes 573 amino acids. Lineage: Eukaryota; Metazoa; Arthropoda; Insecta; Diptera; Drosophilidae. The transcript is spliced from 3 exons.